GUGGAAAGCAAGUGCCAUGAUUCAUUUUUUACAACGAAGAGAACUUUCGCGCUCGAGCAAAUUUGUAACAACAUACAACUCGUACUAUCUUGCAGACACCACUCAGGAUAUUCAACAUUGACCCUCUCAGGAAACAAAAUGGUGGGGUUUGUGCAACAGACUCGCGUCUUCCUCUUCGGCUUGGCCGUUGCAUCCUGUGUUGAUGGAGCUGCAGUGGAGACGUACAAGAAGCAGGUGAAGGAGUACAACCAGGUGUGGGAAAAAACCCUCCGUCUGCAAUGGGCUCCGGAACCUGAUAAACACCAGGUGAAGGACGGUUUUUCGGGCGACGUCGGGAGGCGUCGGGAGGAACAUGUUUGACCUGCCUGUGUAUACGAAUAUAUAAAAGUGGCCAGUUCGAAGAAGCCACCGAAAAGAGGAUCGAUGGUAAUAAUUGUUGUACGCAUACGUCACUCCGGAGCCGUUUUUUGCAGACACUAAAAAUCUGAUGCGUAAAGUUGCAGACAACCACUUCGGGCGCUUGAAAAGCUGCCUCGGAAAGUGUGUAAGCUUUAUCGAUGGAAAUUGUGUCAAGAAAAGCAAAUUACCCGCGCAACUGGAGAUGGAACAAAUGUCUGUGUUGCGGUACACUCACUGUGCAAAUCGGAGAUGAAUUCAACGUCAUGCACUGGUGGGCGAAAGGACUGAAGAACCUCAGAGUGAAAGAACACCCCAGUGACGAGGAAGACAUGCUCACCGUGUACGACUGGGCGCAGCGUUCAUCUGCUUGGGAGGCGUUUGGGGAACAACUGAGUAUGGAGAAUGCUCGGAAAGCGGGAUGCGACACUAAGCAGGUACAAAUCAUGAAAAAAGCGAUCAAACGAAAUUUCACGCUAAAAGAAGACGGCAGCGAGUUUGAACCGGAACUGAAGCUGCACGAAAGCCGCUCAGUAAAGACGGCUGCCUGGUUUGUGGGCACCGCCACCGAGUUCAGCGAGAGCUUUAAAGAUGAAAAGCGCUGGAACGCGGUUGUGGAGGAUCUAAAGAUUCAAGCAUCUCUUGUCGCCACCAAGGGCAAUAAAAAUUACCUAGUGCUUCGUGGUGAAGACGGAAAGGCCGUACAGCUGCCUGUGCCUGCGGACGGCGGUAUGGAUGUGGAUCAGGAUGCUGGUGUAGCUCUUCUUGGCGGACAGUACGUGCUCUAUAAUGCUGGGCACGGAAACAAAAAAAGAAUCACGAUCACCCCUCUGGAGGAGAUCAAAAUUGGUCGCGAGUUCCUUGAGAGUACGCCACAAGCAUCCUCAGCGGGAUUUCUGUCCCCUCCUGCAAUUGAUGUCAAACCAUGAGAAGAGAAGAUGAGUAGAUAGAUUCAAGGCCCUGGUGAGGCCGGAUUGUCUGCAGCAUUUUCGUGCGAGUUUACAUGUAGCCUGGGUGUGGCUCGUUGGUUCUUGUGGAAAUCCAAGCGAAAAUGCUUCCGUUUGUAUGUCCAGUGGCGAACACUACAAUUGAUUCUGAACCACUAGAAUACAGCUGAAUGAUUCAGCUACUUCUUGAAAUGCACUACUUGAAAUGUAGCUGCAAUCCGAAGAAAUGGCAAUGAGUAAUUAAUUUCCCCACGAUGAACAGGUGAUAAAGCCUUCCCACGUGGAGUAUAUUCCCACGUGGCAGCGAUGUUUGGAACGUCAUAAUUGUUUAUGUCUUGUUCCGCAUACAUUUCUAUCGAAUAUAUAUUUAUAAUUAUAUGGGCAAGGCUAAGGUUAACAGUAUAAAGUAGCUAGCGUCCUUUUUUCUCUGGUUGUGGGUUUAUUUGAUGAACCGGCUCCCCAUAGCGAAGAAACCUGCGCACGCAACCAGAGAACUGAGCACCCGCCAGCCCUUUGUCUAAAAGAAUCCACUCAACGAAGCUUUUUCUUUCAACAGAGAUAGCUGAGUAGAGUCGAGCCUUAGGAUGAUGGACUUCCUUCAUUGGUAUUAUCUGCGACUGUGUCCAUGAUACGAUAGCGGAUGCACCCGCUCCAGAAAU
Amoebophrya sp. A25 is the source of this 2002-nucleotide messenger RNA. The record is from the annotation of a GenBank genome assembly. Lineage: Eukaryota; Dinophyceae; Syndiniales; Amoebophryaceae.